AUGGAGGACAAGUUAAGAGAGGGGAAGAUGGUGAGGGUGGGUUUGGGCGCUUGGGUACCUUGUCGCAGGUUGGGCCGGAUGGCCGUCUCCUUCGGCUUCCACCGUGGGCUCAGCACGUUACUUGCACCGAAGGCCGAGCGGGCGCCACGGUGGCUCCCAGCUUGCAGACAAAAGACCUCAAUCUCUUACCUUAGUCGACCAGACCUUCCAAACCUGGCUUAUAAGAGGCUAAAAGGCAAAAGUCCAGGAAUUAUCUUCAUCCCUGGCUAUAUUUCUAAUAUGAAUGGUACAAAAGCAUUGGCGAUUGAGGAGUUUUGCAAAUCUCUAGGUCACGCCUAUAUAAGGUUUGAUUACUCAGGAGUUGGAAAUUCAGACGGUAACUUAGAAGAAUGCACAGUGGGAAAAUGGAGAAAAGAUGUUCUUUCUAUAAUUGAUGACUUAGCUGAAGGACCACAGAUACUAGUUGGAUCUAGCCUCGGUGGAUGGCUUAUGCUUCAUGCUGCAAUCGCACGGCCACAAAAGGUUGUUGCUCUUAUUGGCGUAGCGGCAGCUGUGGAUGGCCUAGUGACACAGUUUAAUCAGCUUCCUGUUGAGGCAAAAAAGGAAAUAGAGAUGAAAGGUGUGUGGUCCAUGCCAUCAAAAUACAGUGAAGAAGGAGUUUAUCGCAUUCAGUACAGUGUCAUUAAAGAAGCAGAGCACCACUGCUUGUUACAUAGUCCUAUUCCUGUGAACUGCCCUAUAAGAUUGCUCCAUGGCAUGAAGGAUGACAUUGUACCAUGGCAUACGUCCAUGCAGGUUGCUGACCGAGUAGUCAGCACAGAUGUAGAUGUCAUCCUCCGAAAGAAUAGUGAUCAUCGAAUGAAGGAAAAAGCGGACAUUCAACUUCUGGUUUACACUAUUGAUGACUUAAUUGAUAAGCUUUCAACUGUAGUUAACUAGAAUCACAGUUUUAGUUGGAAUGUAAAGUAAUGGAUCCAGAAGAUGGAAGAGGGAUAACAGAUGAAG
This is a messenger RNA of Eubalaena glacialis (North Atlantic right whale), 1005 nucleotides long. RefSeq names its product palmitoyl-protein thioesterase ABHD10, mitochondrial. The record is from RefSeq and is a predicted model, not a curated record. The coding region runs from base 1 to 939 and encodes 312 amino acids. Gene Ontology annotation, molecular function: palmitoyl-(protein) hydrolase activity; hydrolase activity, hydrolyzing O-glycosyl compounds. Gene Ontology annotation, cellular component: mitochondrion. Lineage: Eukaryota; Metazoa; Chordata; Mammalia; Artiodactyla; Balaenidae. The transcript has 2 exons. Gene Ontology annotation, biological process: protein depalmitoylation.